UUUCGCUGGUCAAGUUCUUUUCCUUUUUCCCCAUUAUUUUAUGCAAACGAUGGAAGGGGAAGACUACCAUCAAAAACUACCCGGCAAAAAGCGAGUACGAGCAACACAAGCCUGCAUAUUAUGUCGAAAGAAAAAGAUCAAAUGCGACGGUACCAAACCAGAAUGUUUGCACUGUCAAGAAGCCAACCUUCACUGCGAAUACACCGAAUGUAAAAAGCGAGGACCACGCAAAGGCUACGUUCAACUCUUGGAAGAUCGCCUUGUUCAACUUGAACGCCGACUCACAGGAUCCGUCGAUGAACUUUCUCCAGAGAGUCUUGCACAACCAUCGACGGGUUCCAGUUUUCUGGAUCAUACCAAAGAUGCCGCCAACGUUUCAUCGUCCGCGGAUGACGAAUGCCCACCGAAUGAAAUAGUCAUGCACUUGGUCGAUCUGUUUUUCAAGUAUCUCAACGUCGUCUUUCCACUUGUUCAUCGUGCCACAUUGAAACAAUCCAUUACCGACGGUACGGUGCACAAACCAUUGCUGUGGGCCGUCAUGGCCAUUGGUGCAAGGUUCUCAGAUCAUCCAAUGAUCAAGGCCGAGCCUCGGUAUUGGGCGAGUGAGCGAUUUGCCCUCAAAGCCAGGUCACUCAUCGAUGCCGAAUUACUUGAACCGACCCUUCCGAAUUUACAAUUCUGGGGAGUCAUGGCAUCCUUGGAAUACGGUCGAGCCAAUGGAUCAAAAGCAUGGAUGUACGGUGGCAUCGCUAUCAGGAUAUGUCAAGACCUUGGUUUACAUAAAGAAGAAACGCUCAUUACUCCCAUCCUCAAAGAAGAUGGUACCAUCGAUGCAAUUGCCAUGGCAUUGCGACGUCGCAUGUUUUGGAGUUCCAAGUGCUUGGACGUUUUUACCACGGCGGGGACGAGCCGACCUCAAUGUUUCGAUCGAAUUGAAUGCGACGCUAAUCCACCGGCGGUAUCAGAGAGCCUGAUAUUACGCGACACUUUUCAAAGCAUUACCGUCGAUAACCGCACCAUCACCACAGAUACACUCAUUGAUAUUCCACGCUACUACCUACGAAUGAUCCAAGUGUUUGGCGAAGUCAACAAAUUCAUGGCACGAGUGGAAACCAAUCAAUCGUCCAUCGUGUGGCCUCCCGUAGCCGAAUUUAGUCGACUCGAUGCAAUGGUACGAGCUUGGAAAGACAACCUUCCCGACGCAUUUCACUACACUCCCGCCAACUUGCGCCAUCAUCAAGAACACGCGAGUCAGAACUAUAUUAAUUAUUGGCUGACAGCCCACGUCCUGUGGUGCACGACCAUGAUGGCAUUGCAUCGCGGCAGUCUCGCUUAUGCCGAUGUGAAUCUAUCGGAUGUACCUAAAACGACUUAUACCAACAUCCAGUCCAGUAUCGAAGCAUGCAAGUCGUGUGUGGAUACCGUGAUGCCCAUCUUCAAAGCGAUGCGUGAUCUGUGCAGUUUCAACACCCUCCCGUACAUGGGUUACUCAUCUUACAUUUUCGCCACCGUCCUCAUGACAUCGACCUUCUCCAAAGAUGAAGAGUCGCGCAAAAAGAGCGGGGAUGGAUUAGCAAUUCUGUACGGCAUGAUCGAGUGCUUGCGACCGUAUUGGUUAAUGUGUGAGCGAUUAGCCGUGACCACGGGUGAAUUGUUGGCCACUCACAACCGUCUGUAUGCCGGUCAAUCCCGGCCGGAUUACGCCUACGAUAACCCUGCGACGAAAAAUGAAGGAUUACCAUUCCACAAGUUUGGAUCGUCCAACGGAAAACCGUCCUCCCACUUAUCAUCUCUUCAUCAUCAACCAUCCCAGCCCCCGCAUUCACAAACCACCGGCACUGGAGGAUCAUCAUCAUCGAUUGCCUCUUUACUCGACAGCAACGUUCCGAAUGGAUAUCUGUACUCAAGCUUUAUCAGCGGCCCAUCGAUUGCAGGCAAUAGUAUGGUGUCUUCAUCAUCCCAACCUUCGUUGACAGCGACGCAACAGGCGGCACCGCUGUCGCUGCUGGCGGAAUCGUUCCCUGAUCCAUCUGGUAAUGGACAAAUCGAUUUCAACAGUUCCGAAUUCUUGUGCGACAGUGCUUUGUUUGGGCAAAUCAUGUUUGACGGGACGGGCAGCAAUAAGCCUGCUACGCCGGGAUCUCUAUUCAAUCCAAUGGGAUAUUCCAUGAUGCCGACCACGUACCCUUCCUACUCUCACAUGGUGAAACCGGAAGCCGCCACGUACGACGGAUCGCGAAGUAUCAUGGUGUCACUUCCUGCGCCUUCUUUUCCCUCCCGAAGCAACUCGCUCUGGGAAUCUUCCUAAAGAAUUUCUUGUAGAUAAUUCUCUAUUUUUUUGACUCCCCCUUUUCUUGCUGAAUAAUUGUAUAAAAAGCCUGCGCCUUAUCACGGUGCUUCAGCAAGUCUACCCUUUUACUCUUAUUAUGUCGCCCCCUUAUAGACCUUUUUUUUGAAAAAGAAACUAAUAGAAUUUCAUCUAAAAGGAUUGAAACCCUUUCUUAAUGCCCCAAUAAAUUAACGAGAAUCUUUCAUUUGCCUUGCGGUACCUAGGCUACUCACCCAAGUCUUACAAUCGUCAGAAUUCUGG
This is a messenger RNA of Radiomyces spectabilis, 2590 nucleotides long. RefSeq names its product fungal-specific transcription factor domain-containing protein. The record is from RefSeq and is a predicted model, not a curated record. Gene Ontology annotation, cellular component: nucleus. Gene Ontology annotation, biological process: regulation of DNA-templated transcription; DNA-templated transcription. Lineage: Eukaryota; Fungi; Mucoromycota; Mucoromycetes; Mucorales; Radiomycetaceae. The coding region runs from base 41 to 2308 and encodes 755 amino acids. Gene Ontology annotation, molecular function: zinc ion binding; DNA binding; DNA-binding transcription factor activity, RNA polymerase II-specific. The transcript has 7 exons.